AUGGUACUUCACUAUAAGUUGACAAGACAAAAUUUCAAAUCUUUACGGACACUCACCAGUCAAGUCAAUCACUCGAAUAUUGUAUCUAGGAAAACCCAGCAGUUUAAUACCUUCUUCAGACAUGAUACGGCAAUCAUUAAAAUUCCGAAAGACUGUAACCAUCGUUUGUGUUUUAUCUUUGCGCAAGAUAAAAUAAAUAAUAUUGAUACUGGGAGACAACACCAAAGAGUCGACAAUGAUGUUCAAGAUCUAGCCUACAGAGAUUUUAAGCCAAAGAGAAAUGAUUAUAGCCACAAUCAAAAUAUUUUAAACAACAUGGAGACUAAUAAAGUUGAUGAUAAUACAAAACAAGAACUUCAAGAAGCAAGAGCCCGCAUUGACCAGCUAGAAAAGAAAAUAGCUAUUUUAGAAGGAAGAAUACCACAAAAAUAUCCAGAUGUGAAGUACCUUGGCUAUAAAGAGAGAAAAAGAAUAUUGGUCACAGGAGGUGCUGGAUUUGUUGGAUCUCACCUUGUAGAUAUUCUGAUGAUACAAGGCCAUGAAGUCAUUGUUGUAGAUAACUUCUUUACUGGUCGCAAGAGAAAUGUUGAGCAUUGGUUUGGCCAUAGGAAUUUUGAAAUGAUUCAUCAUGAUAUAGUUAACCCAUUAUACAUAGAGGCAGAUGAAAUUUACCACUUGGCUAGUCCAGCAAGCCCACCUCAUUAUAUGCAAAACCCUGUUAAAACAAUUAAAACAAAUACCCUGGGAACAAUAAAUAUGCUUGGAUUGGCCAGAAGAGUUGGAGCAAAGAUUUUGAUAGCAAGUACAUCAGAAGUGUAUGGGGACCCUAUGGUGCAUCCCCAACCAGAAUCAUAUUGGGGACAUGUCAAUCCAAUAGGACCACGUGCAUGUUACGACGAAGGCAAGAGAGUAGCGGAAACAUUGGCAUAUUCUUAUGCUAAACAAGAAAAUGUGUCAGUGCGAGUGGCGCGGAUAUUUAACACAUAUGGGCCAAGAAUGCACAUCUCCGAUGGACGUGUCGUUUCGAACUUCGUCAUGCAAGCUCUUCAGAACUUGACUAUUACUGUCUACGGUAACGGCAAGCAGACGCGCUCCUUCUGCUACGUGUCGGACCUGGUGGACGGACUGCUGGCGCUCAUGGCGUCCAGCUACACGUUGCCUGUCAACAUUGGGAAUCCCGUGGAACAUACUAUAGAAGAAUUUGCUGUUAUAAUAAAGAAUCUAGUCCCCGGAUGUCGUAGUAUGGUGGCCACAGGCGCGGCCGUCGAGGACGAUCCUCAGAGGCGUAGACCAGACAUUACCCUGGCAAAAACCCACCUCCACUGGUCACCUAAGGUAUCUUUACAAGACGGACUUCAAAGAACAAUAGACUAUUUUAGAGAAGAAUUAUCUAGAACGACAUUCUACAAUAACCAGACAUACAUAGACAUUAAAGUGAAAAACUCUCAU
Molecule: messenger RNA, 1449 nt
Organism: Brenthis ino (lesser marbled fritillary)
Lineage: Eukaryota; Metazoa; Arthropoda; Insecta; Lepidoptera; Nymphalidae
Source: the annotation of a GenBank genome assembly